GCACGACCGCUGCCAAAGGGCUACCGGCUCGCAUGGUGGGGCCGAUGCUGUAGAAAGGCUGAGGCAAAGGACCUUAGCCGCUGCUUUGAGUUGUCGCCGGGCUGGGUCAUCGAUCCCACCGACCACCCGGGGAGUCUGCUGCAGUACUGCGCUGCCCCGGGCCCCAGCGAGGCCAGCACUCUGGCAUGCACCACGAAGAUCCACACCGGCGGGGGUGCGGGAUUCGGAUGUUGGCUCUUUCAGACACGGCACUGCGUCGCCAAAGGCGAGCAGCUUCUGAUGCCGUACAACAAACGUUUUUUCGAGGAGCGAGGUCUCCAGCGUGUCAAC
Symbiodinium necroappetens is the source of this 330-nucleotide messenger RNA. NCBI's taxonomy places the organism in Eukaryota, Dinophyceae, Suessiales, Symbiodiniaceae. The record is from the annotation of a GenBank genome assembly.